Haplochromis burtoni (Burton's mouthbrooder) is the source of this 664-nucleotide messenger RNA. Its product is annotated as glutathione hydrolase 5 proenzyme-like. The record is from RefSeq and is a predicted model, not a curated record. NCBI's taxonomy places the organism in Eukaryota, Metazoa, Chordata, Actinopteri, Cichliformes, Cichlidae. The transcript is spliced from 3 exons. Bases 12 to 461 code for a protein of 149 amino acids.
UAUGCACAAAUAUGUGUGUACAGACUGAUUUCUGUUUUCUAGUUUUGUCCUGCAAAACCAUUGAAAAAAUGGUUUUGUUGUCCUGGUAUUUGUUGUAUUUCUCAGGGGAGCGACCUCCCUCCAAUAUGGCCCCAUCUGUGCUGAAGUCUCAGUCGAAGAUGUUGGUGAUUGGAGGGUCUGGUGCUGAAAUGAUUCCACCGGCAGUGGCUUUGGCACUCAUGAACCACCUUUGGUUUGGAAAGAGCCUUAAGGAGGCAAUUGAUACUCCUGUUGUUCUUGUAGACUCUCAAAGUGAAAUAAAACUUGAAUCCAAGCUUGAAAAGGAUGUAGUUGAUGGUCUUGAAGCUAAAGGACAUAAAAUAGCAAAAUUCUAUAACACAGUUAAUGCUGUGGAAAAGGCGGGCAGCUGUAUCUCUGCAUGGUCUGAUGAAAGGAAAAAAGGCAAAGCAGCUGGUUACUGAGACCAAGAGUCAGUGAUGUUAGUUAUACAGCAUGGUCUUAAGGUUAUGGACACUGCUGUAGCUACAACAUUGGUCCAUCUAUAUUCAUCUGUUACGUGAUAAUACAUUCAUUCUUUACUCAUAUGCAGUGUUGGGCAAGUUACUUUUGAAAAAGUAAUUAGUUACUAGUUACUAGGGAUGGGUAUUGUUUCGGUUUUAUCCAA